This is a messenger RNA of Odocoileus virginianus texanus, 1459 nucleotides long. NCBI's taxonomy places the organism in Eukaryota, Metazoa, Chordata, Mammalia, Artiodactyla, Cervidae. The record is from RefSeq and is a predicted model, not a curated record.
AUGGUCCACCUCCCGCUCAGCUUACAGGUCCUCACCUUCCUGGGCCUCACCCUCCCUCUGGCGGGAACCGUCUACGUGGCCGCCACCGGGCGGGGGUCGGACCGCCAGGCGUCACCGGUACCCGAGGAGCCUCUGGCCACUUACGGGAGCCUGCCUCUGAGAGCACCGGUGGGGAGCGGGCCAGGAAGCAGAGUCCAGCCGAUGGGCUGUCUGCCCGUCUCACCGUCAGGAACCCCAAGCGGAGGAAAAAGUUAUCUAGCUGCUGUGGACCGAGUUCUGAAGUGCUUUUCCUGGCAGAAGAAUGUGCCGGCCCUCUGGACCACAAAGACGCCGGGAAGCACGUGCUCUGCCUUGAAUGGCCUUCGAGUGUUGAGCCUCCUCUGGAUCGUGUCUGGGCACACGAGUCAGAUGACUGCGUGGAUGUCUCUGGAUAAUGUGCUUGAAUGGAAAGCCAGGGUGCUUAGAAACCCACUGUACCUUUAUUCUCGGAGUGGCCCCUUCUAUCUCGGAGUGGACACGUUUUUCCUGAUCAGUGGCUGGCUAAGUGCAAGAUCAUUUUUAAAGAUGUGCCAGGAUUCAGACAAAGGAAUAACCCCUAGCGUCAUACUCAGAUACUUUUUCAGUCGCCUUAUAAGGCUGCAGCCUCUUCACCUGUUCUCGCUCUCCUUGCUGGUUGCACUGUUCUCCCUUGUGCCCUGGGGGCCCGUCUGGGAGGUGCCCGAGCUCCACCUGGAGAAAUGCCGGCGGGCCUGGUGGACGAACUUGCUGCUGCUAAAUAACUUGCUGUCGGUCCAGGAUGCGUGCAGCGGCUGGACGUGGUACCUUGCCAAUGACUUUCAAUUCCAUCUCACAACCCCGGUGAUCGUCUUCAUCCACGGAAAAAGUCAGCGUGCCCUCGUCCUGCUCGGGGCCACGCUGCUCCUGGCGUCGUGCGCCGCCUCCGCUCUGCUCACGCUGGCUCACAACCUUCCGGUGGCAGCUCCGUCAGAAGCCAGUGAAGAGGCAGCCAGACUGUAUUUCCUGGAGUAUUACACAAAGCCCUACUGUCGAUACGGGCCUUUCCUCGUGGGCCUCUUACUGAGCAUUUUCAUGCACCAUCACCAGGCAGACAUUCUGAGAACCAAGGGGCAGGCUCUGCUGGGCUGGGGGUGCUCCCUGUCGACCCUCCUGUUAGUGGUCGCCCUGGCCUACACGGUGGAUGACGUCUCCCCCACCUCCUCCGUCGCCGCUGCUGUCUACCAAGGCCUCCACCGGACCGUGUGGGCGGCGGCCGUGGGCUGGGUCCUGUUCGCGUGUCAGGAAGGCUAUGGAGGUAGGAUGCAGCGUUGGGCUUGCGCGGGGCUCACACGCUGGUCUGUUAAGGGUGACAAUGUGAGAACACGUGUACAUGGACUAGUAUUGACCGAUGAAUGACAGACAGAGACUCAAAAACACCCUUUGUCUACAUAUUUGGGGAAAC